UACGCCCACGGCCUCCACCUCGCCCCCAUGGUCCGCAUCGGCACCCUCCCCGUCCGCCUCGUCGCCCUCGACUACGGCGCUCAGCUCGUCUGGGGACCCGAAAUCGUCGACAAGGCCAUCAUCGGCGCAACCCGCCAAGUCGACCACAACACGGGCGUCGUCUCGUUCGUCAAGAACGGCCGCAGCAUCUUCGAGUGCCACCCGCUCGAGAAGCCCCGGCUCAUCUUCCAGCUCGGGUCGGCCGACCCAAAGCUCGCCGUCGAGGCCCUCAAGGUCGUCGAGCGUGACGUCGCCGGCGUCGGCCUCAACUGCGGCUGCCCAAAGUCGUUCAGCCUCCAGGGCGGCAUGGGCGCCGCCUUGCUCAAGGAGCCCGACCGCCUCUGCUCGCCCUCCUCCUCCACUCCCGCCGCCGACGCCGCCGCACCCGACGCACCCUCGGCGCUCCCUCCUCCCGCCGCCGACCCAGCCCUCGACGCCGAGCCGACCGUGCCCCUCGUGCGCCGCAUCCUCGCGACCGGCAUCGCCAACCUCACGGUCCACUGCCGCACCCAGACGAUGCGCUCGAGCGAGCCGGCCCUCCUGCGUCGCAUGCGCCCGCUCGCCCGCCUGUGCCACGAAGCCGGCGUCCCCGUCGUCUGCAACGGCGACGGCGACGGCUGGGCCAACUUUGACGCGACGUGCGGCGAGAGCGGCGGGGCGGUGCGGGCGCGCCUCGUCGACGCCGUCAUGCUCGCGAGGUCGGCAGAGGCCAACGUGAGCUGCUUCCGGCGCGAGGGCGGCCUCGAGGACCCGGAGAAGGUCGUCAUCCCCAAGCUGUUGCGCGUCGCUCUCGCGACCAACAACCACUACUCGAACACCAAGUACAUCCUCAACGCCAUGAACCUGCACUCCUCGCCGACGCCCCCCUCGCGCGAGCGCAACCGCGACCUCAAGCUGCGCAUGAACCAGGCGCGCUCGUACGAGGCCAUGUGCGACGCGUUUGGGAUGACGGGCGACGAAGUGGAGCGGGCGAGGGCUGCGGGGAGGGAGGGCCUUGAGGAGAUGGUGCCGCGCUGGGCCGAGAGGAGGAGAAGGAUCGUCGACGAGGAGGGCGAGCUGUAGAGUCGCUCUCGUGCGAGGUAUUCUUGCUCUCCUGUCUAUCC
Messenger RNA from Rhodotorula graminis WP1, 1142 nucleotides. RefSeq lists its product as uncharacterized. The transcript has 4 exons. Gene Ontology annotation, molecular function: flavin adenine dinucleotide binding; tRNA dihydrouridine synthase activity. Lineage: Eukaryota; Fungi; Basidiomycota; Microbotryomycetes; Sporidiobolales; Sporidiobolaceae. Gene Ontology annotation, biological process: tRNA dihydrouridine synthesis. The coding region runs from base 28 to 1101 and encodes 357 amino acids. Gene Ontology annotation, cellular component: cytoplasm. The record is from RefSeq and is a predicted model, not a curated record.